This is a messenger RNA of Monopterus albus (swamp eel), 4454 nucleotides long. RefSeq names its product v-myb avian myeloblastosis viral oncogene homolog-like 1 (gene mybl1). Gene Ontology annotation, biological process: regulation of DNA-templated transcription. Bases 366 to 2666 code for a protein of 766 amino acids. The record is from RefSeq and is a predicted model, not a curated record. The transcript has 16 exons. Gene Ontology annotation, cellular component: nucleus. Gene Ontology annotation, molecular function: DNA-binding transcription factor activity, RNA polymerase II-specific; RNA polymerase II cis-regulatory region sequence-specific DNA binding. Lineage: Eukaryota; Metazoa; Chordata; Actinopteri; Synbranchiformes; Synbranchidae.
AGACAGUCUGUACAGCAAGUCAUGGAAGGAGAGUACUAGUCUGUUCAACUUAAUAUCAUUUUUUAUGUUGCCAUAUUUCCCGUUAGGAAACAAGUGGCAGAAGAGGACGUAGUGACGAUUUUGUUUGGAAAGAUGUUAUUGACGAUAAAUAAGACUUUCACUGAGAGAGUGUAAUGUUGUGAACUGUACAUGAAGUUAGCUAGCUGGCUAGCCGAAUAAUGCUAGCUAGAUACUAAGGCAUUACAGAAGAAACCAGUAAUGACUGACAACAAUUUCUAUGGAUACAUAUCUAUUAAUGUGGGAUUUUAGAGAGCUGCCAAAAACCGGUUUGUCUUUGAAAGGGUUCAAUCAUCCUUCUGACUGUCAUGGACAACGUGAAAUCACGCAGCAAUGAUGAGGAUGAAGAGCUGCACUCCACAGAUCCAGAGAGCAAAGAGAAGAGCAAGGAUAAAAAGAUACUAUGCAAAGUGAAAUGGUCCAGAGAUGAGGAUGAAAAACUGAAAAGGCUUGUUGAGCAGCAUGGAACUGACUCUUGGAAAUUAAUAGCUAACUUUUUUCCAGGGAGGACAGAUGGCCAGUGUCAGCAUCGCUGGCAGAAGGUGCUCAACCCAGACCUCGUGAAAGGACCCUGGACAAAAGAGGAGGAUCAAAAGGUUAUUGACCUAGUUCACAAAUAUGGCCCCAAGCGUUGGUCGGUGAUUGCAAAGCACCUCCAGGGAAGGAUUGGGAAACAGUGCCGUGAACGUUGGCACAAUCACCUCAACCCAGAGGUGAAAAAGUCUUCAUGGACUCAGGAAGAGGAUCGAAUCAUUUAUGAGGCCCACAAACGGCUUGGCAACCGCUGGGCGGAGAUCUCCAAGCUUCUUCCAGGACGGACAGACAACUCCAUCAAAAACCACUGGAACUCCACCAUGAGGAGGAAGGUGGAACAUGAGGGUUACCUGCAAGAUGGUCCCAAAAUUUUCUCUUCCUCUCAUUCUGCAGCGAAGAGACGCCACCACAGGCCAUGCCCCCCAAAUCCGACAGAGACCCAGCACUCUGAUCACAGUCCUAUACCUGUACAGGGACCCACCCAGAUGGUGGGAUAUCCUUAUGAUCUUCACAAUGGACACUUGAUGGACAAUCUUCCUGAUAGUUCAGGCUUCACACCACCAUCCUGCCUGGAUGAUCCUGACAGAGAACAGAGAAUUAAGGAGCUUGAGCUGCUGCUUAUGUCAGCAGAAAAUGAAGUCCCGCGACAAGUGCAGUGCAGAGGUCCAUGUAGUUUGGAGCAGUACUCAGCCUGGUCAGACAGCGUGUCUGAUGGCACAUUGACCACAAGCAUCAGCAGCCUAGAGGAGGAGACCGAGAGAAGACCCUGGCGGGGCCCCGAGAUCCCCCAGGGCCCUCCAGCACAGCUUUCAGUCUCCCCGAGCAAGUUCCUGGCAGUGGAAGCCAGCACUGUGCUGUCCACCCUGCAGACCAUACCAGAGUUUGCAGAGACCAUGGAGCUGAUUGACUCAGACCCUGUUGCAUGGAGUGAUGUGGCCAGUUUUGACCUGUCUGACACAGCCACACCGCCCAGGCACAACCAGGCAGGAUACACUGCCCUCCUGCAAGAGAAAAUGAUUGACAAUUCACUGACUUAUGCAGUCAACACUUCGAGUUCCGUCUCAGGCCAGGACGAGAACUGUGCUCCAUUUGGUCUGGGCAGUGCCACCACUGUGACUUCCAUCAACUCAUCAAAACCUUCCCAGGCAGCUACUGGUAGGAGAGAGAGAAGACAGAGGGGAGAACCAUCUCCUUUGUGUGACAGCACUUGCUUCUCCUUUGUGGAAAAUAUCCCAAAUACUCCCAAAAACACACCUACAAAGUCACUGCCAUUUACCCCAUCACAAUUCUGCAAUUUAUCAGGGGCAGAGAAUCUGAAUCUGGAUAAUCCUGCCCUCACCUCAACCCCAGUGUGUGGUCAAAGGUGUCUCCUCAACACUCCGCUCCACAAAGAAACCACUCCUAAGCACCAGAAAGAGAAUGAUGGUUCCUGGACCCCUACAUUUCUUAAAACUGUAGUGAUUCCAAGCCCGAGGACACCGACUCCCUUCAAAAACGCUUUGGCUGCUCAGGAGAAAAUGCAUGGGCCUUUGAAGAUGGAGCCACAGCCUUUGGCGUUUCUAGAAGAAGACAUUCGAGAAGUACUGAAGCAGGAGACUGGAGCAGACAUCUUCAACAGAGCAGAUAUCCAGCCAGACUACAGGGCAUGGAAACAAAAUAAUGAUGGCCCAGCUAGAAAAGUGCGCAAGUCCCUUGUGCUGGACCCCUGGGAUAAAGACUCCCUUAACAUCCAACUCUUCCAAGAGCAACUCAGCAACGCACAAAUGCCAGAUGAGAAUCUACUGACAAGCUCAUCACUGAUUACCCCAAUCCCUGAGCAAGAGGAGUGUAGCCACUCUUUGACUUCUGGGAGAGCGGAAUCCUCAGCAGCACAUCCCCAUCGAUUUACUAGCCCUCGGGUGAAGAAGCUCCCUGCCACGCACAAAGCACCAAAACAUGUCACCGUACAGGUGAGUGACUGGGAAGCAGUGGUUUAUGGGAAGACACAGGACCAGCUAAUCAUGACAGAACAGGCUCGUCAGUACCUGAACCCCUACCCGUCGUCUGGCUCUGCCUCAAGGGCUCUUGUGCUUUAAAGCCGUCCUCUCACUGUGCAGGCAACACUACUACACCUGUAUGACAACUGACACCUCCACUGAAUCUUUUAAGAGACAAUCCAGUGAAGACAAAUGAUUUUUUUUUCUUUAUGAAGCAGAAAUCCACUGCCAGGGGCCUCCACAAGGAGGAUGGUAUUGUUUUCAGCACAUUUCUAGGUCACUGCCCUGUUCUUCAAUGAUGAUGUUUGCUUUAUUUUCUUUUAAACACACAACCGGGCUACAUGAGCAGUUUUGUACAGAUAUGAUAAGACCGAAUACUAGUAAUGUUGAAACAACCUACACUGACAGUAGGCUGUAGACAUAGAGAGUUUAUAACUAGCAGCAGCUGCUUCUGAGUUUUAUAUUGUUAAUAUAUUGUUUAAAUGACAAGACAGACAUUUUAUGAUGCAACACUACUCGGUGUGUAUCUCUUCCAGCUUGUUUUGCUAAAUGGCAUCAUUGUUAGAAGAUAAAAACCACGCACAUGCAAAAUUUGUAGCUCUUUAUUGACACUCAUGUAUUUCUUAAAUCACACCAUGGGUUUUUUAGAAGACGCAUACAGUACAGAUUACAAUGUUAAAAAUGGCUUUUACAUUAGAGGAACAAAAAUACAAUUGUGUGUUUGUAACAGCAGUGUCUCAUUGCUGAAUUCUUAUCCACAGUGAUGUGUAGUUUGUGAGGAUAGAAAUGGGGAGCUGUCAGUAUUGCACUAUUAAGCGGAUUUGCUGCUGGGAAACAAGCAGUGUUUUUAAGGGCAAACUGGAUAGCACUUGUGAUGGUCUCGUUUUUAGCAACACAGCAUUUCCUUUUUAAGGCCACAGUGUCUGUGGAGACAUUGGUUGAAUGUAUUUCAUUGCAAUUUACAUGUUUAAGAACCUCAAGAAUGGAAGGGUACUUUGAUUUUCAGUUUGUUUUAUUUAUUAUCUGACAGCUCUAAAGCUUAGGUAUUAAUAUAAAUCUGACACCAUGAGUUCUUUAUUUUUACUUUAACUUUGCUGGCAAAACAGCCUAAAACACUCACUUGCUCUAAAGCAGUUCUGUCUGUAAUAGAAUAUAAAUUAUCACCAUUGCUCUGGUCAGAUGUUUCAGUGUGUUGUGGUUGGUGCUGACCAGUUCCCAUAUCAUUAGUGUUACAACAACACGCACCUGGUCAAAUAUGAUUUACUUUUCAUGUGAAGGCUGUAGAUUUUAUUUAUUUAAUGUCUACUAAUUUAUUUAUUUCUAAAAAAAAAAUAAGAGAAAUUAUUGAAUUCUACUGUCCUCUUUCAAAAUCAGGAUUGGGCUACCGUUCACUUUCAUGACUUCAAGAUAGAAGAACAUGCACUGCCACUAACUUAGUGUUAAUUUCUUUUCCUGAUUGGGCAACAUAUAGCAAAUAACCAUUGUGUAGUUGUAUAUGUGAUCCUGUAACAGAUGGGGCAUUUUUCCUUUGAUCCAAAUGUGUUGCUAUUAGGUAGCAAAACUCCACCUCUGACCUCUAAUCAUAGACAAAUUGCACUUUUUACUCAUUUAAUUUAAAAUGUUUUUGUUUGUUCAGAUGAUGUAGCUCUUGUCUUUGUGUGUUGGUGUAUGUUUAUGGAUGUCUCCCCUUUUAUAAUGAAGGCUGACAUUAAGAUUGCACUGCUUCAUUUUAAUACAUUGUUUUCUCCUGUUCAGCUGCAGAAACUUUAAUACGCUACAUAGAAGCCUUGCAUAAAACCCUUUUAGACAGGUGAGACCGGCUAUCUGGGGGCAACUGUGGUUCAGUGGGUAGCUCAGUCAUCUCCCAACUGGAGGGUUGCCAGUUCA